Molecule: messenger RNA, 2181 nt
Organism: Plasmodium vivax (malaria parasite P. vivax)
Lineage: Eukaryota; Apicomplexa; Aconoidasida; Haemosporida; Plasmodiidae
Exons: 4
Coding region: 1-2181 (726 amino acids)
Source: RefSeq, a predicted model, not a curated record
AUGAACGAGCGGCACUUCAUUAACAACAUCCUCAUCAAAUAUUUCGUCGCGAAGAGGCACUCGAAAUGCAUAUACAGGAGAAGAGACGAUCCAGAUGGGGGGUUACUACGUCUCUACAGAUGUGCCAAGUGGUAUAAGGAGUUAAAAACUGUGGGGAGUCACUCUCGGUCGAACGAUCGUUUGUAUAUUGCCUACACGAGUGACAAAGAGGUGAAGGUGUCCCAUGUGAAGCAGAGGAUAAUUAAACAGAAGGUAAUGAAGAACUUCCAAAUGGUUUUCUAUAGCUGCUUCUGCUUGCUGGUGGUACUCUCAUGCAUUGCAUGUCUCCUCCUAUACAAUAACCACAACCAUGUGGAGUGUGUCCUCCCCUAUGGAGACUGCCCGGUCAUCCAACACAGGGAGGUUGAGACCUUUCUGGUGAAUGUGAAGGUGCAUGAAAUGGCCAAGGAGCGCAUCCUGGAGGUGUGUUCUGCAAUGAAGGGGGUGCAGAGGGAGGUGCGUACCAAACCGGAAGGGGAGAGGAACGACUCCCUCGGAGGACGUGCGGGACGUGCGGGACUACAGAUGAUGAAGAUGAUGAAGGCGAAGAAGAGGAGGUACUCCCUGCUAAACACAGACAGGGUGAAGUGCAGAGAAUGCCAAGUCGUUUUUCAACUCGAGGGGAAGGAGACGCUUCAGGACAUCUUCCUCUUCGAGGAGGUUAACAAAUGCCAGAAGAGCAUUGGGAGGGAGCACUGCGUUCAUGUGAGGGAGGGCGCCGUGCGGAACCGGCGCAUCCACCUGUACAAGCGGUACCGUGGGCCGAUAAGGAGCUCGGAUGAGCGGCAGAAGGGGGCCGCCCGGGAGAAGGGGACCUCGCGGGAGAAGGGGGCCGCCCGGGAGAAGGGGACCUCGCGGGAGAAGGGGGCGGCGCGGGAGAAGGUCGUCCUCGACGACAAAGUAAAAUUCCUGCACCCCUCCCUGAAGGACUACGUCCUGAACUUGGACUACUUCACGCUGCGGAGCGAAUCGGGGCAAAGAAUCCCCGUGAAUGAAGAACCGCUCAGGGGGGGCACAACCCCCAGGGAGGAGAGCCGGCACAUCUGUCGCCCCGACUACAGAGAGGCCUUUGGGGAGGAGACCUUUUACUGGCUGUGCCCCCAGUUUUACGAGGGGGAGGAGGAGAGGGGGUCCCGCGAGCACAACAUUGCCGCGUCCAUCAUGCAGAUGGUGAACAUGCAGGGGGCGGGGGAAGCAGACGCCAACAAGCACCUCCUGGAAAUGAGCAAGUCAAGUGCAACGACGCGUCGGUACGACCACUUCGGGUUUGUAGAAGGCAAGCUGGAGCUCCCCUUUAGGGUGGACAUUUACAGCCGCUUCCAACCGCAGGAUGGGGAGACUGAGCAGGUGGACGUGCUGGAGAAGAUCUACAGGGCCUUCUUCUGCAGCCAUGCGAAGGAGCACCACCACACGAAGGAACACCCACAUGCGUAUGCCCACUCGGCCGCUUCACACCAGGACGACAUGCCCCGAAUGGCGUUCUUCUUCCCCGGUCAGGAGGGCGAGAGGAAGGAGGAAGCCCCGGGAACGCUACAGGGGGUGGAUAGAAGAGACACGAAUAACAAUCUAGGGAAGGACAAUACGUCGGUUCACAGGGAGGGUACCUCCAUAAGUGAUGAGGGGGAGAAUCUCUCGCUGGAGGAUCUAUGCCGAGAGGACCACUACGAAGAAGCGGACCACUGCGAAGAAGCGGACCACUACGACGAAGCGAACCACGCGAGGGGUGCGAAGGGAAAGGCAGCUGGAAAAGGAGAGGGGCACACCAGAAGGGUCCUAAUCAAAGAGGUGCCAACCGUUCGGAGAGAAAAACAAAAGGAGGAACAUCCAAAAGGAUUAGAAAAAGAACUAGUGGUCAUAUCUCCCUCCCUAUUCUUUGGCAUGAUGAGAAAUUUGUUAUGCAUUGUAAUUUUUUUUUUGCUUCUGCUACUUGGGAUGAUGUGCGUGAUGGUGGCGAUGUACAUUUGCCUGACCAUGGGAUAUGAUGUGUCUGUCAUUUUGAGGGACCAGGGGGAGAUGGAGGAGAUGCCCCGGUACUUGAAGCGCCUCUCGAGGCACCUCACUGGGGGCGGCGGCUGCGUCUCUGUUGGGGGCACCGACGGGGGUUACUUUGGGAUUCAUCGCCACGCGAGCGACCCGUUUUAG